This is a messenger RNA of Aspergillus costaricaensis CBS 115574, 257 nucleotides long. RefSeq lists its product as uncharacterized. The coding region runs from base 68 to 226 and encodes 52 amino acids. NCBI's taxonomy places the organism in Eukaryota, Fungi, Ascomycota, Eurotiomycetes, Eurotiales, Aspergillaceae. The transcript has a single exon. The record is from RefSeq and is a predicted model, not a curated record.
GUGGAUGUGCGCGACCUAUCCUUGGCCUUGUGUAGCGGACGAGAGUUCGCGGAAUAAUAUGAUAAAAAUGAAUUGUCAAUUCGGGGUUAAAAGAUCGGGGCGUCUGUGCCUGACAACGGGGGUGGCAGGGCAGGGGAUGGUGAUCUCAAAGAGAGUAGGGGGAAGGGGAAGUUUUGUAUCAGACGCUGCUUCGGGUGCCCAAGGCGUGGUUGCCACCUGGGAGUAGUCGAAUCACUGCCUUGGCCGGAAGAGUUGAA